CAUCCACCCGAAUCCGAAUGAAAGACCGUGUCUCUGCUCGUUUUGCGUCUCUGAUCAGCUAGUCUCACCCGCUCUCUUGCCGGUCGGCGAUCUACUCAAACAUUUGAUUCCGAAGAAUGGGCGACCCUCUCUUUGAACUCGAACAAGUUCUCCGAUCCAAACAGGAGACCUUGACGAGCCAAGAAGCAAAUGUUCUUAUGACAUGCAGAGCUAGGGUUGUGAAGGAUUUCAUUAUUGGCGCCGCCGCUAGUGGCGGUCUCGCUUGGCUAGUUAAUCCAAAGCUAAGAAAUUUGACUCGCAUCCAAAUUUCAGCAGGAGCUGCUGCUCUUUCUGGCACAUGGAGAUCUAUUAGGUCGCUAGAGUCUUGUCUUGAACAUAUACUUUCUUUGGAUGGAAGUAGGAUGCAGAAGGAGUUAGCAAAUAUACUGGUGAAAAGGCAUGGGGAUAACCCAAAGAUUGCACAGUUUCUCUCCAAACGUUUCUACUCAGAGAAGGUUUUUGAUGAUUAUUCUAUAGAUCAGCCAAGGUUAAGGUGGCGAUAUCGAAAUUUCUUUUCUGAUAAUCUUAGUCCUCAGAGGACACAUGGAGAGAACACUGAUGAGCCGAAGCUUGCUUCUAAGAACAACCCUCCCAUGGAAGCACUCACAGACCCUCUUAAUUGUGUCUUUGGACUCCCAGGAAACAGUGAGGAGAUUCAUCCUACCGACAAUACCUCCACCACAUCCCUCGGAAGGAAAGGCCGCAGCCACCGGAGGUCUCGUCGCCGGCAUCGAACACGCCACCAUGUUCAUGAGGCUUCUUGAAUUUUUCAAUUCGCUUCAUUUCUUAAAUUGGCUGAUGCGGUGUUGUCAGGAUAUCUUAGUUUGGAAUGCUUUUAUUUUAUUCUGGGAACUUUGGUUUACAGCUCUGCAUAUUGCCUGGAAUUGCCAUGCUUCACUAAGGACGCUCACUUUAGUUUGCAUGCAUAAUUAGGCAGAGAAGAAACACAUUCAGGCUGGAUAAUUUGCAAUUAUAAGCUUUGAUGAUUGGACUUGCUAUAA
This is a messenger RNA of Diospyros lotus (date-plum), 1040 nucleotides long. RefSeq lists its product as uncharacterized. Bases 117 to 803 code for a protein of 228 amino acids. The record is from RefSeq and is a predicted model, not a curated record. NCBI's taxonomy places the organism in Eukaryota, Viridiplantae, Streptophyta, Magnoliopsida, Ericales, Ebenaceae. The transcript has 6 exons.